AUGGCCGCCGAGUCCCCAGCGCUGCGCCUGCGGCCGCCGGGAAGCACCGGGGACAGCCCGCCGGUGCCGCGCCUGCUCGGAGGCUGCGUGCCGCUGUCGCAUCAGGUGGCUGGCCACAUGUACGGCAAGGACAAAGUGGGCAUACUCCAACACCCGGAUGGUACAGUUCUGAAACAGCUGCAGCCACCGCCGCGGGGCCCGAGAGAGCUGGAGUUUUAUACCAUGGUUUACGCUGCUGACUGUGCCGAUGCCGUUCUCCUGGAGCUGCGAAAACACCUGCCCAAAUACUACGGCGUCUGGUCCCCUCCCACCGCACCAAACGAUGUGUACCUAAAACUGGAAGAUGUGACUCAUAAGUUUCAUAAGCCCUGCAUAAUGGACGUGAAGAUAGGGCGGAAGAGCUAUGACCCCUUUGCCUCAUCAGAGAAAAUUCAGCAGCAGGUCAGCAAGUACCCUCUGAUGGAGGAGAUCGGCUUCCUGGUGCUGGGCAUGAGGGUUUAUCAUGUUCAUUCUGACAGCUAUGAGACACAAAACCAGCACUACGGAAGAAGCUUAACGAAAGAGACUCUUAAGGAAGGAGUCUCCAAGUUUUUCCACAAUGGCUUCUGUUUAAGAAAAGAUGCAGUUGCUGCCAGCAUUCAGAAAGUUGAGAAGAUUCUCCAAUGGUUUGAAAAUCAGAAGCAGCUUAACUUUUACGCGAGCUCGUUACUGUUCGUUUAUGAAGGUUCAUCUCAGCCAGCUAUGACAAAAUCAAAUGAGAGAACUUUGGCGGGGAAGUUCCUCUCCAAGGGACACCUGUCAGAUGCAGACGUGCUGGAGUGCAAUAACAACUUCCACCUGUUCAGCUCCCCGGCCAACGGGACGUCGGUGGGCAAAAGCCUCUCCAAGGUGUACUCAAGGCACAGAAAGCUGUACUCAAAGAAGCACCAGAGUCAGACUUCACUGAAGGUUGAAACUCUGGAGCAGGACAACGGGUGGAGGAGCAUGUCCCAGGAACAUUUAAAUGGGAAUGUGCUUUCCCAACUGGAAAAGGUCUUCUACCACCUGCCCGCCGGCCGGCAGGAGAUCGCCGAAGUCGAAGUGCGGAUGAUAGACUUUGCUCAUGUGUUCCCUAGCAACACAGUAGAUGAGGGAUAUGUUUACGGUCUGAAGCAUCUAAUUGCCGUGCUUCGGAGUGUUUUAGACAGUUGAGUCUUGCUGCAGUCUGUGAGCGAGCGGGCCAAUCACCGCGGAGAGCCGAGCCGCAGGCAUUAGCCGUUCCCCUGUAAUGCUCUGUAAAAAAAUUUGUAUUGUGAGUCAACGUUUUAUUUGUCUUUAUACUUUUGGUAGAAGGUUAACUUUUUUAUAUUCUUACUCAGGAAUACUAAUUUGUUCAUUAGAAAACUAUGAAGAAUAAAGAAACCAGAAUGUCGAGCAGGGAACGUGCGGGACAGGGAGUAACAGCUGUAACGCUUUAGCAAAGUGCAAACCAUCAUUCAGUCAUUCAGAAUUCGCGUAGCUUCCUGUAGCCAGUCACCAGGGAAUCUCUGUCCACCCAGCCUUGCCAGUGAGCCGUAUGUAAACUAUGGCAUCAUCAGACCACCUCAUUAAGAUCCACCUCAAUAAGAUCUAGAAAGCACAGGUUGGCUUCAUCAGGGUCUGAGCCCCCUGGAACUGGAGACCAUUGUACACAGAAACAAGGCUGUGUGGGCAGAGAGCAGUGUAGGAAAGGUGCUUAAAAUGGGUGUGCUACCAGCAGGUUCCCUCCAGGCCCGUCUCUGCUGAGUGCUGCGAUUCAGGGGAAGGGUGAGGGAGGUGGAUGGGGCUGGUGGGCAGCCCCAACAGCAGCAGCAGUCUUGGAAUUAAGGGCACAAAUUUUCCUCCCUAGGGUCAGGAGAAGAGGUUAUUUGUAAAGGACAAAUUACUUUUUUUUUUUUUUUUUUUUUUUUUUUUUUUUUAAAGAAUUUCCUUUAUGGAAAGGUUUUCGUUUACUCUGUUGUGGAAGCUGUCAUGAAGCGUGGUAUUUUUAUUUCCGGUCUGAGGACUUGGACAGGUGGAUGGUGGGAACUUUGUUUUACUUCUGUUAUAAAUAAUUUUUGAAAGUCUUUUCCACUUAAAAAAAAAAAUCCAUCUUGAGAAAAUGUAUUCCCAUUUACUUCAAAGCCUUUAGCAUAAACACAUUUCUCAGAAUUUGGUUAAGUAUCGAAAGACCAGGAUCCUACAUAGUCUUUACUCCCAUGGCUUCUGACAGAGAAAUCCUAGUUAGUGUCAGUCAGAACAGGGCAGGAAACUUUCUUGAAAAGAUAGUUAUAAGCAUAUGCUUAUUUUACAGCUACCACCUUUUCCAAAAUAACUAAUUAUUUAUUGUUGAAAUAUUUUUUAAAUUGAAAUUUAAUUCCUUUUGCUCUCAGUGCUUGUCAUUUCUGGAAAAAAACUUUUGAGUUAUGACUUUUUUUUAACCUCUUCUCCCUUCAGAAUUACAAAUAAAACCACUAAAUCCAAGAACCAUUUUCUGUAAUUUGGAGGGAAGUUUUCCAUCAGAAGGUAGUUCCCAAGUGGCCACAGCCAAACCUGAGCCGGAAAUAAACGCGUCAUUUACCAGAGUGGCCCAGGCCUAUGCAUCUUGUGAGUUUUCUCUUGGAAGGCUGUAGUGUUCUUAAGAGAUCCUGAAGCAAGAACCUCUCCCAGGUGUGUCCUGGCUCUAACUUGUGUUGUUUCUUCCAUUCUGUGAAGUAAGUUUCAAGCGAUAAUUACUAGAGAACUUUCAGUCUUGCCUUUUUUUCUUACAAUGUUGACUUGUUAAUCUGGGUGGGAUUCAGUCAUCUGGUGAACACUAUUUGAGGCAGCUUGAGAUUGUAUCAGCCUGUGAUGAAUAAGUAAACUCAAGUAUUUGAAGUGUUGGGCAUACCUGAGCUCAGUAAAGUCCUUGGUCUACAGCUGUUUCAGACAUUUUGGAAGCCAAGCAUCCUGCCUUUCUGACAACUUGGGUUUCGCCUGAAUAAAACAGGAAGUGAUUCGUAUCUGCUUUUCAGGGAAGGGGCUAACAUUCAGUUCUUGUUUACAUUUUUGCAGCUGUUCCCCACUUUUAUUACUCUUCAAUUAUACUUUUUGAUGAUGUGAUCAACAUGUUUCUGAUGUAACCAACCUGUGGCGUUGUCCAGUCUGUCGUCCUGUCGUUAGUGAUGAUGCUGAGGUCUGCCACUUUGGGGACAGGCAUCCAUCACUAGCCAUGCAUCUGUGAACACACAGGUAUCUAAGAAAUAAGCAAACGAGGAGACGGUUUGAACUGAUGGGAAGGCUAGGUCUCCCUUGACCCCACCAUGAUUUUAGUGUACUUCUUACAGGAUGCACUCAUGGAAAGGACUUCUAAGAAAUUGUGGGUGUGAAUACAUUUCUCAAAUAAAAGUUUAAAUUGUAAAAUAGUUUUAUAAUAAAGUAUUUACAUUAAUUAUUUUAAUAUGGAUGGAAAUUGCAUAAAUUAUAAUUGUUAAAUAUUUAAAUAGUCUUUCAAGAGAGUUUUGAGAAUGUGUGUAAGUGGCUGUGAUAGCCAAGGUGUUAAGUCAUUAUGGGAUGCUUUGCUCUGUGUGUCUGAAGGGGGCCUGAGCACGCACCUGUCUGCACUGCAGGCUGCUCAGCCGGGCAAGAACCAGUUCCUGAGUGUUGCUGUCCUGUGAUCCUGCAGUCUGUGAUGUCCACAACGGUGCACUUCCUGCCCAGCCUAUGAACUAUCAAAUUUAUAACAUCUGGGGGGGAAAGGAAUUUGCGUAAUUACUUCCUCUGCAACCUUCUUGUUGAUUUUAGAAUGUGUAGGCGGGAGGGGGGCGGGCCUGGACUGUGAAAUGGCAGGCCAUUAGUACCACCCCACUUGAGGUCAGCUGUUUAAACAGCUGUUUAUUUUACACUGCUGUCCUUAUCUUGCAGACCCUUGACCUUGACUUUUGUGUAUUUGUAGCUUCAGUUGCCCUUUCUCUUUGCCUCCUAAAAUGGGUUCAAUUACCCAGAAACGUCAAGUCCCUUUUAAGAAGGGACCAUUUAGCUACUCUCAGUUUAAUGUCUGGAGACCUGGCCCCUUGCUUCACUCAGAGUUGUUCCCCGAGGUGUACAUUUGUGAACCUGUCAAGACUAUUUCCAGCAUCCCGCCCAGGUGGAGUGGCUGCUAGGGGACUUCUUUAAAACAGAUCUACAGACUGUUAAAGAGAGUGUGCAGGUAAAAAUUAAGUGUUAAGUAUGGAGUGACAAAGGAGGCAGAUUGUUUUGGGCUUUUGGGGUAGAGAUCAAGUGAGAGUAAGUCAAGCAUGAAAGUGCAGAAUCGUUGCUUCUGACUGACUCUGCCCCCCGGGGGGCAGUCACAGAGAGCAAAGAACAGCCUUCACGUCCCGCUUUUGCUUGUAAUGGUUCCUUCAUCCUCCACCUUUAGAAGAGUAGCACAGUGUCCCUGUGGUCGCCCCUUACUAGUGCCAACGUUUUAGAACUCAAGUCUUCAAGUCACAGGGAUUUCAGGUUUGUCAGUGGAUGUGGUGUCACCUCUUCACCUCAGAGUGAUUGCAUCUUAACAUCAAAUUCAGACAUUUUGAAGAGUCAGCAUCUUUGCUGUCAAUGUUGAAAGUCUUCCAGCUUGUUUUGCUAGCUUCUAUUAAGAGUCACCAUGAUUCUUUCCAUUAAGUCAGUAGAGAGUCAGUUGUUGGUUUUUUUUUUGUUUGUUUUUGUUUUUUAAUUAAAAAAAGUGUCAUUGUGGUUGAACUUUGGCUUGGUGUCCACUUACAGGAUUAAGAGUUUGAUUAUUGAAGGUAGGGUUUGUGAUCCCUGUAGACAAGGGAAGAUGCACACACGGACACUCUGCUGUGGGAUGUGUACUGGAAGAUGCGGAACUGCGUUCACAGUAAUUACAGGCAGCGGUGGGUGCCAGCCUUCCAUACUUGAUGAAUGAAUGUAUUGCUGUACUUCAGUGUAAAUGUCAAAACGUCUCUGGUUUUCUUUUUCAGUGUUUGUAAUUUGUACUAUUGACGGGAUAUUCUUGGAGUGCAAGGGUCAUCACUGUGUUUCUAGAAUCAUCUAAUGUGAUAUAUCAAUUUUUAUAAGUGAUAUUUAGAUAAUUCUAAUAACUGUACAUUUAACAACUUAUUAAAAUGUUUUGCAUUGGA
Molecule: messenger RNA, 5120 nt
Organism: Meriones unguiculatus (Mongolian gerbil)
Lineage: Eukaryota; Metazoa; Chordata; Mammalia; Rodentia; Muridae
Gene: Ipmk
Product: inositol polyphosphate multikinase
Exons: 6
Coding region: 1-1191 (396 amino acids)
Biological process (GO): inositol phosphate biosynthetic process
Cellular component (GO): cytoplasm; nucleus
Molecular function (GO): inositol-1,4,5-trisphosphate 3-kinase activity; inositol tetrakisphosphate kinase activity
Source: RefSeq, a predicted model, not a curated record